AUGGUUGUGAUACCCCAGAAAAGAAGUGGAGAAUAUGUACAACUCGCACAAUAUUAUGAAAUGUUUAUGCCGAGGCUAGACCGUGUCACACUAUUUGACCUGACAAUUCCUGUCAAAGCUAAGCCCGAGUCCCUGAGCUCUGCAAGAACUCCUCAGUGUCUCAAUAGCUUCCAAGGAAUCAAUCGACAUCUCCAGACGAGCGCAAUGAUUACCCGGUUACCAGUACGGCUUUCGCCAGUAUCUGCGACGUCUAGAUUGGCUUCCCGCUCUUCACGGCGAAGUUUGAAAGUCUCUGGGUUGCUGGGCACUGCGUCACAAGUCCUUCGAUGUCAAUAUCAACGAAACUACUCAACGUCCCCUGCUCCUCCUCCUCCUCCUCCCCCGCCAGCAGAUACGGAGCCUUCAAAGCCGGUUGAUCUCCGUUCACAAUUUGCGCCUCAACAACAGGCUUCCCAGCCCAAGCAGAAACGCUCUCUCCGACCCUUUAUAUACGCAACACUAUUCCUCUUAUUAGGUCUGACGGCAGGCCAGUACACCCGACUCAUAGUCGCGCCUCCACCACUUCCAGAAGCCGGGUCACCAGAAGACAAAGUCAUGGUUGAGUUCCUCCGCAGACAAGGGGAGAAACUCCCAGUCGUGCAGUCCCUCUCCACAGACCCGGCGUGGGAAUCCUACGAUGCCUAUAGUAGCAUACCGGAAGAGAGUCGGUCAGCGAGACUCACUAGUGGGCCCCUGGCUGGGGCUCGCGCUCUAGGUGCCUUUCAACGCGUCUUCUACAACAAGGAGUCCGGAGAGGUAGUGACAGUUAUCUGGUUUGGCGGCGCCAUUUCUGGCUGGCCUGGGGUCGUGCAUGGAGGGGUUACGAGUACAGUGCUGGAUGAGGCAUUAGGGCGUUGUGCGGUCAAGACAUUCCCUGCCAAAACGGGUGUGACGGCGAAUCUGGAGAUUAACUUCCUGAAGCCUGUUGUCACGAAUGCUUUUUAUGUGGUCAGAGCGGUACCGCAGGCGGAGGGACAGACGGAUACUAAGAGGUGGGUUAAUGGGAGACUGGAGAUGCUCGAUGGUAGGGUCUGCGCAGAGGCAAAGUCACUCUAUGUUGUCCCGAGGAAGUUUAAGACGAGACCGAUAGCCGAUAAAUUCUGA
Lachnellula hyalina is the source of this 1143-nucleotide messenger RNA. RefSeq lists its product as uncharacterized. The record is from RefSeq and is a predicted model, not a curated record. Bases 1 to 1143 code for a protein of 380 amino acids. The transcript is spliced from 2 exons. Lineage: Eukaryota; Fungi; Ascomycota; Leotiomycetes; Helotiales; Lachnaceae.